Molecule: messenger RNA, 4563 nt
Organism: Thunnus maccoyii (southern bluefin tuna)
Lineage: Eukaryota; Metazoa; Chordata; Actinopteri; Scombriformes; Scombridae
Gene: alpk2
Product: alpha-kinase 2
Exons: 10
Coding region: 121-3339 (1072 amino acids)
Biological process (GO): protein phosphorylation
Molecular function (GO): ATP binding; protein serine/threonine kinase activity
Source: RefSeq, a predicted model, not a curated record
GAGAUUGAUGCAUUGACGCAGGCACUAGCAGAGGUAAAUACUCACACAGAUACAGAGACAUCUAUAGAAGAGCAGAGUCAGGAGUCAUCAGUGCAGGUACAGUCGCAGACGCCGCCACACAUGGGUGUCCAGGAUAAGCCUCUAGAGGCACAAAACAUCCCAGAGAGCUCCGUCCUCUGUGGACAAAGCUGUCUCUCUCUCCGCCUUGACACUGCAGGACCGGAGCUCAAAGACAGAGGGAAUUCCCACAGUGUUGAAUCCUUGUGUGAUUCAACAGCUUCCAUACAAGAAAAAAAGGAGCCAGGGGAAAUCGACAGCAGCCAGGCUAAGAUCUCUCCAUACCAUGGACUUAAACACUCAUCAGCUGCAACGGUGGCCUCACCUGGAGGAUACAGUGUAGAUGUGUCUACAGUUGCACUCAUCCCUCAAUCUACUUCCUCUUCUGACUUGGAUCUCUCUCACUUUGGUGGAUAUGCCAAGUCUUUCGAGACAGACAUUUUCAUCAGCAAUGAAGAAGUUCCAAUCAUACUGAAUAUAACAGAGGAUUCAGAUUUGGAGAGACAAAAUGCACCCGCAGAGCUAACGACUGAACAGCCCUUUAGAGAUGGAGUGUGUGAAGUGAAAGAGGAACACCGUAUCUCCCAGCCAGGCUUGGUGGCUGAGAAGGAAGCUAGAAGGAGCUGUGGGCCAGCCAAGGUUGAUGGGGAAGGAGCCAAAGAUUCGAAAGAUCCUCAUUUCCUCGACACACACGCUUGGACAAAUUCAAACGUGCCAGGUGUGGACACACAACCUGGCCUGCAUAUUAAUGUUCGCACACACGUGUCGUCUGACACUUUAGCAGACCUUGACGGAGCACGUCAGGUGGAGCCACCGUGGGGGAGCCCUGAGUUUAUUAUGCCCUUAGCUCCUCUCGGUAUCAGUCCCCCCCUCGUCUGUCAGGCAAGUCUGGAAAGAGAUCAAACUUGUGUCAAAAGGUCUCUCAAUGACAACAGUGGCUUCAGUUGUGAUCGCGUACAACCCCAUAGUCUCUGGCCAACCUCUGAUGGAAUUACUGACACGCCAUCUCUGGAAGACAACGAGGAAUUAAUUCAUAAAAAGGAUAAUACAACAGACUCUGUGGAGAAAUCUUCACCACAGGGACAACUGGACUUGUACAGUGGUGACACUGCAGAGUGUUUCCUCAUUGAGAGAAAAACUAUUAUUGAGGAGAUUAAUGACCUCAGGAAAGAACUAUCAAACUUGGCUGUUGUCCCUACAAAUCGUUUUAUGAUCUCAGAGCAGAACCGUGUUGCAUUCAUCACUUUAGACUUAAAUGACCCAUUUGUCUCCAGUGCUGCAGAACCCAUCUCCACAGCCGUACAAUCUCAGAGGGCUGAGCUGAAUCACAAACCAGCUGAAAAGAUGCCUCACAAAACUCACAAGAUCACCUCAGAGGGCAAAACGCGCUCCAAAAAGGAUAAGUCAGCUGGUCAUUAUCAUGGUGCUCAGGCUUCCAUGAAGCAGGAGAAUUUACUCCACCAUGUCCCAGCCCAGCAGACCUGCAAACAGAAAGAAACUCCUCCUCUUCCUGGAGAAAAUCAUACCAGUCAGGAUAGCGCAGCCAGGCCUAAAGACAAGGAGGAUAAAUUGGUGAUUGAGACUAGUGUGGCAGCUGAGAAGGCUACAAACAAGCCACAUGGCAAAAAGAAAAAGAAACACGGUCAGAGCGCAACAGGAGUAAAGAGUGUAGGGGAGCCGCUGGUUGAAGUAGAGAAUGGAACAAAACCAAAGACUGCAAAAGGAAGGACUGAUAUGUUCGUGGCCAAGCUGGGUGCUAAAGCUGGGAAACCUCAAAAGGAUAGUGAUCACUCAGACAGUGCUGAGAAAAAGCAGCCACAGCUUAAACCUUCACAGGCAGAACAACCACCUCAUCAUACAGAACAUAAGGACCACCAACCCAAAAACUUCACCAGUCCUCCAAACGAUGAUAUCAUUAAAAGGCGACGCCUGUCAGAGAAAAAGUUUGGGAAGAUUGUCAGUAAUUUUGAGUCUAAACUACCAAAGCCAGAUUUUUCUAACCAGAUGAAAGGAGAAGUGCCCAAGGUAGAUGUCGGAGCAACUCGAAGAAAGGCGUACAGUGAAGUGGUCAAACAGACAACAAUCACACCUAAACUAGACCCCAAGGUGGUGCAGCCUAUACAGGCAGCAUCAGUGAGCGGAGAACCCCAAAGCCUGUGUCUGUGGUGUCAGUUUGCAGCUGUCUUCACCAACUACACAGUCACCUGGAGCAGAGACGGCACGGUCCUGUCUGAGAUCAAGAGAAGUGCAGGGGACGAGAGCAGAGUGUCACUGACCAUUUCCAACGCUUCUCAUAAAGACCUGGGCAAGUACCAGUGUCGGCUCAGCAGCUUACAUGGAUCAGUCACCCUGGACUAUCUGCUCACAUAUGAAGUGCUCAGUGAGAUUGUCAUCCCUCCAUCUCCAAAGUCCAUCUCAUCUGCACCUUUAGAGGUGGAGAAUGAAGAAGAGGAUAUCCAUUUUUCCAAGCUGAUGUUCAGAGAUGAUUUCCUAUCUGACCAAUACUUUGGAGAGAACCAUCCUGUCAGCAUCAUCACUGAAAAGGCCCACUUUGGGGAGGGGAUGCAUCGGCGGGCCUUCCGGACCAAGCUGCAGACAGGCCAGGUGCCAGUCUUACUACCAGGACACUCCUGUGUGCUCAAAGUACACAACGCUAUCAGCUACGGGACCAAGAGCAGCGAUGAGCUCAUUCAGAAGAACUUUAACUUGGCUGUAGAGGAGUGUCAAGUGCAGAACACAGCAAGAGAGUACAUUAAGGCGUACACCGAGGCGGCCCAGUCUUUUGAAGCUUUCGGAGAGGUCCCAGAGAUCAUUCCCAUCUACCUGGUUCACCGUCCAUCCAAUGACAUCCCGUACGCCACACUGGAGGAGGAGCUGAUCGGUGACUUUGUCAAGUAUUCGGUCAAGGACGGCAAAGAGAUCAAUCUGAUGAGACGUGACUCGGAGGCAGGGCGGAAAUGUUGUGCUUUCCAGCACUGGGUCUACCACAAGACUGAGGGUAACCUCCUGGUCACUGACAUGCAAGGAGUGGGCAUGAGGCUCACUGAUGUGGGAAUAGCCACCUGCAAGAAAGGAUAUAAGGGCUUCAAAGGAAACUGUGCCACCUCCUUCAUUGACCAGUUCAAAGCCUUACACCAGUGCAACACAUACUGUGAGAUUCUGGGCCUCAAAUCUCUGCAGCCCAAAACCAAAAAACCUGGAUCUGUUCCUAAACCCAAACCACAACCUUCUGCUGCACCCAAAAAGAAAACAUUUGGGCCAUCAGUGAAGGGAAAGUCAUAAUAGGAGGAGAAUCUUGGACUAAGGGUGUCGUAAUAAUUGAAAUGGUGAGAUUAAGCUGGUUCGAUGAUGUGCUUCACUCACAUUUGGACCUCGAUUUGCAGAAUCAAAAAGGCGUCCACAGUAUUGGACACAUUGAAGCCAGAUGCAGGAGACACACUGACUCUGAGGGAAGCGAACGUUACACAACCAGCAGCUGUUGUUUCAUAAGAGAGUGUGUUUCAUCUCAUGUUGAGAAACAAUUGAGAGAUACUUUUUAUUUAAUGAAGAUUUCACCAUAGAUGGUUUUCUGUAAGAGAUUUUAUGUGCUGUAUUUAUAAACUAGGAACUUUUCUUUCGCAAGUUUUGGAAUAACUGUGACAAUUUUAACGAACACUUGAAAAUGAUGUAUGAUGUAGUUUGUCUACAGUGUUGAACUGUGAUGUCUUAGAUUGCUUUGUUGAUGAACGAGGUGCAAUGAAUUUUCUCUACGGUGUUUUCCUUGUUUUUUCUACUUCAGUGAUGUUUUCAAGCUAUUAAGUUCAUUAAAUUAAUGACCUUGUUAAUUAAUUGAUUAGAGGAAAUGUCUAUGAGGUAGGUUGAGUGACAAAAUACACAUAGUAGAGGACACAUUGUUUUGAGUUCAGUUGAAUGAAUGGUUACAUUUUUAUGUGUUUGGUUACAAGGCUGCAAACAUAUUUGAUGAACGUAUAUUCUGUUAAAUAAUACGAAUUUGUUAAUUUACUGUUCAGGAUGAGCUCAUGUUUAUAUACUGGAAACAACACAAAGACAUUUUGUACACAUUCAGCUCAUGUGACGUGUGACAUAAGAGUUAUUGAUUUGUCAUUUUAUUCAUUUCUGCUCGUCGAAUUGAGUUCAAAUGUCUGGCAGCAUUUUAAGCAUCCACACUACACUGGUACAAUAUAGCUCCAAACUGCAGUCGAUAAUCAGUGUAUAGAAGUGCAGGACAUGUAAAACUAAACCCAAUAAUCACACCCUGCUACCCUGACAUCUAGAGCCACAUCUACAUACAGUCUAUAUGAUCUCAAUAGUAUGCCAGUUAUUCCACUGCGCACUCAAACUGUCUCUAUAUGAUACAGUAUGUCCUACUCUCAGUGACCCAAAUUGCUGACAUGGCUCUCGGGUUGAGGCCAGUGUGUGAGCUAACAGUAGAUCUUUGUUAUUAAAGAGAUGUUGCUGCUUAAUGAUGCUUUCUCUGUUAUGGAAUUAAAUCAACAUUUCCUGUAA